This is a messenger RNA of Hibiscus syriacus, 765 nucleotides long. RefSeq names its product NEP1-interacting protein 1-like. Lineage: Eukaryota; Viridiplantae; Streptophyta; Magnoliopsida; Malvales; Malvaceae. The transcript has 4 exons. The record is from RefSeq and is a predicted model, not a curated record. Bases 94 to 702 code for a protein of 202 amino acids.
UCGAACUGUGGGUGUCUUGUGUUGCUUGCCUUGUUUUCAGUUACUUACCCACUUUUCCUUCUUAAUUAAUCCGUUGUGUUGUUCUUCUCCCAAAUGGAUCUUAGCAUCUACUUUUCUCCUCCUUUUAUCAUGUCCUGUAAUUUUCCAGUUGAAGAGGCAAGGGAGUUGUGCUGCUCAGCAGCUUCAGCACUUAUAAUCAAACUGUUCUAUGCAAUCUUUAUCUUUAUAUUUGCUGUGGUGGGAGCAACUUUAGGAGUCCUGACUGGAGCUUUUGUUGGGACGAAAACGAAGAUGGGUUGUGUUCAAGGAGCCGUGGUUGGAGCCAUAAAGGGCGGCUUUUUCUCCGUCAAUCUCUUCAAAAUUUCAGUCAGAGUUUGCAGUUCUGAAGAUGAUAUGGCGACGAUGUAUCUCCUGCGAUCGGUAAAUGCAUUUGAAUCUACACUGGACCAAGUCGUAUGGAAUGAAGGGCUGCCAAAGGACUCAAUAGCAAAAAUCCCAAAGAUGAGAAUCACCGAAGAUAACGUAUGGGAUUCAUUCAGGAACAGAAUCUCUUGUUCGAUUUGCCUCGAGGACUUCACACCGGGAGAAAUAUUCCAUAGCUUGCCACAAUGUCGCCAUAUGUUUCAUAACUCCUGUAUUCAACAGUGGUUAGUAGACCACAAAUAUUGCCCUUUAUGCAGGAGACAAUUGGUAUUAAUUUGAUUCUUGCUCACAAAGUUUCAAUUCAUUGCAAUUAAACGAGACACGAGGACAGACACCGAAAUC